Penicillium verrucosum is the source of this 780-nucleotide messenger RNA. RefSeq lists its product as uncharacterized. The record is from RefSeq and is a predicted model, not a curated record. NCBI's taxonomy places the organism in Eukaryota, Fungi, Ascomycota, Eurotiomycetes, Eurotiales, Aspergillaceae. The transcript has 3 exons. Bases 1 to 780 code for a protein of 259 amino acids.
AUGUCAUCCCCAUUCUCGACUUGGUUCCUCAAGGGCAUCAACCCCGGGACUGUUAUCACUCUAAAUCAACCUGUCUCUUCCCAGUGGAAGAUCAUCAAGAAACUGAACGAGCAUGAGUUUCAGGUCAACAAGGAGGAAAACGAUGACUAUGGCUUCUGUUCUUUCGCCUCGGCCAAGUUCCAAUGCUGUGACCCCAAACAACCUUCAAUGAAAGCCUUCAUGCGAAUGUAUAUUCAAGUUCCCCAUCGAAAAACUGAAAUGGAUGAUGCGAAUACCAGGGGCCAACAAGCCACAACAUUCACCCCGCCAGAAUUAAUCGCCUAUCGGGACCUCACCCAAAAGCACUCGAGUAACACACCCAAGCUCAUUGGAUACAAGACUGGUACCCAGGAUCGGUCAGGGCUAGUUCCUGGUGGGUUUAUUACCUGGCUUGUUUGGGAAAUCGUUCCAGGGCAACGCCUCGGACAUAGCAAUGGCGCUGGUCCAUUCUGGGCUCUUGAAGGCGAUGAAAGAGAGCGAGUCCGCACAGAGUUUGUCAAGGCUCUUCCGAAGCUAGUAGAGAACGGAUGGUUCCCUACUGUGUCUAGGGCAAGAAGUCUAGUUUGGCACCGGGACACUGAAACACUCUACUUUGUUGGACGCUUUAGCAAGGCCGGCAAGCGCAAACGUCCUGUCGAGGUUGCCGAGUGGAUAGCGACUUUCGAGCUCGCUAAACCUGUCCCUCCAGUCAGAUGGGGGGAUGACGACUGGGAUAAAGAUACUUCGCACUGGGAAUGGUAG